AUGGCCGUGCCAGAAAAUAGGAAGUGGAUGGAUGCUAGAUUAGAUGGUCGUAAGCGCCUGACAGAAGAAUUUGUUGUAGGAGUUCAUGAGUUUAUCAAGCAUGCUUGUGAACAUGAUCAGUUUCAUGCCGGAGGUGGGAAAAUUAGGUGUCCUUGUAAGAAAUGCAAGUGCCUAAGAUUUGAAGAAAUAGACACGGUGAAAGUCCAUCUAUGCAUGAAAGGUUUCAUGAUUAAUUAUUACCAUUGGACGUAUCAUGGAGAACCAAAUCCCGAAAUUCCUCCACCUGUUGUUGAUCACUCUUACUACGACAAUAGUUGGCAAAGGGAAAUGUAUAAUAAUUAUGAGCAGUUAGUGAUGGAUGCUGCUGGACCAGUAGUUGGAAAUCAUCUUGAGCAAGAGGACACGAUGACUGAAGAUCCUAACCUUGAAGCAUCUGAAUUCUUUAAUUUGUUGAACGCUGCUAAUUCUUCUCUAUGGGAUGGUUGUGAUAAGUAUUUUAUGUUGUCAGCUUCUUUAAAAGCCCUAAGUUUGAAGGCGGACUAUGGUUUAUCUGAGGGGUGCUUUAAUGAAUGGGUGAAAUUUAUGAGUGAUGCAUUGCCCAACGGUAAUUGUAUGCCUAAAAAUUUAUACCAUGCGAAGAAAACAGUUGCUGAACUAGGGCUAGCAUGUGUGAAGAUUGAUUGUUGUCCUGGUGGUUGUAUGUUGUAUUACAAAGAAGAUGAGAUGCUCCAAAGUUGUAAGUUUUGUCCUGAGAAGCGGUAUAAAGAGGUUAGAAAACAAGGUAAGGAAAAGUUGGUGCCCCAGCAAAAGAUGUGGUACUUUCCGCUUGUUCCAAGGCUACAACGCUUGUAUUCUUCAAUGCAAACAGCUAGUCAUAUGAGAUGGCAUCAUGAGCAUUACAAGGAGCCUGAUUUCUUGUCUCAUCCAUCAGAUGCGGAAGCUUGGAUGAAAUUUGAUGAAGCAUGGGGUACUUUUGCUGAUGAACCUCGAAAUGUAAGAUUAGGCUUAUGCUCUGAUGGCUUUGCUCCAUUUGACAUAUCGGGAAAGAAAUAUUCUUGCUGGCCAGUGAUUGUUACUCCAUAUAAUUUGCCACCAUGGAUGUGUAUGAGAAGAGAGUUCAUGUUCCUAACCAUCAUGAUUCCUGGGCCGUCAGCUCCUAAAAAGAGUAUUGAUGUGUAUUUGCGCCCCCUUAUAGAUGAAUUGAAGAUGUUGUGGGAGGAUGGAGUUAUGACUUAUGAUGUGUCGUUGAAGCAAAAUUUUUUGAUGAAGGCUGCUGUAAUGUGGACAAUCAAUGAUUUUCCAGCAUAUGGUAUGUUAAGUGGUUGGAUGACAAUGGGGAAACUUGCUUGCCCUGUGUGUAUGGAGCGCUCUAAGGCUUUUUCUCUUGCAUAUAGUCGGAAGGUCUCAUGGUUUGAUUGUCAUCGCCAAUUUUUAUCAGAAGAUCAUGAAUAUCGGAAAUGUCCGAAGAAGUUUACAAAACGUAAAGGUGAGACAUCAACUAAACCACAAAGGUUGAAUGGUGAAGAAGUGUGGGAAAGAAUUAAACAUUUACCAAGUAAGGAAGAAUCAAAGGAAGGGCAUUCACAAGGUUAUGGGGUAAAGCACCAUUGGACUAGCCGAAGUAUAUUCUGGGAAUUGCCUUAUUGGAAAAAUCUUCUUCUCCCACACAAUAUUGAUGUAAUGCACACUGAACGAAAUGUAUUUCUCAAUAUUUUGUUCACUGUGAUGGACACCAAAGGAAAAACAAAGGAUACCUUCAAAUCUAGGAAGGACUUGGAAGAAUAUUGUUUGCGUGGAGGUUUAGAAGUACAACAAAGUGAGAAUGGGAACUUUUUUAAACCAAAGGCACAAUAUGCAUUAACCAAACAACAAAGGCUAGCUGUUUGUGAAUGGGUUAAAAAUCUUAAACUUCCAGAUGGGUAUGUUUCCAAUUUGGGCAGAUGUGUUGACUUGAGUGAAGCAAAAUUGUCUGGCAUGAAGAGUCAUGAUUGCCACGUAUUUAUGCAGCGGUUGCUUCCAAUAGCAUUCAAAGCUUUGCCCAAGCCUAUUUGGAAUACACUUACUGAAUUUUCUCAAUUUUGGAGAGAACUUACUUCAUCGUUGUUGAUGGAAAGUAAAUUGCGCAUUAUGGAGGAAAACAUCCCAAUAAUUUUGUGCAAAUUAGAGCAAAUAUUUCCCCCAAGUUUCUUUGACUCAAUGGAACACCUCCCAAUUCAUUUACCGUAUGAAGCAAGAGUCGGAGGUCCUGUCCAUUAUAGAUGGAUGUAUCCGUUUGAGAGGUUUAUACGAACCUUAAAGCAAAAGGUAACUAAUAAGGCUCAUGUAGAAGGCUCAAUUUGCAAAGCGUAUUUGCUAGAGGAGAUGUCCACAUUUGCUUCAUAUUAUUAUCCUCCUGAUGUUCCAUCAAGGAGAACAAGAGUGCCACGAAAUGAUGGAGAAUGUUCUUCUCAGAAUCCUCCGUUAUCUAUUUUUAAUCAUGCAGGUCGUGGUUAUGGAAAAUGUAUCACAACUACCUUGGACGGAAUGGAAGUGAAAUCUGCCCAUUUCAUGUACUCAGAUCUACUACGCGAACUUGAUCCAGUGAUAAAUGAUGCGGACUUGGACAAACAAAUUUCCAUGAAGUUUCCCACUUGGUUUAAAACUUAUGUGCUUGACUCAAGAAAUCAAAUUACUGAUGUGCUUUUGACGAGUUUGGCAUGGGGCCCUCUUAGAAAUGUCAACAAAUGGCAUAGUUAUGUUAUUAAUGGAUACAAGUUUAUUACAAAAGCACAAAAUGAAGGAAUGUGUACAACAAAUUUUGGUGUAUGUGUUCGAGGUGGGCAAAGUGAUACCGUGGACUAUGAUUACUAUGGGAUGCUAAUUGACAUUGUUGAGUCGGAGUACACUGGUAGUCCUACAAAGAAGUUGGUUUUAUUUAAGUGUGAUUGGUUUGAUUCUAGCCCUCAAGGAACAAGGAUAGAUUCUUACGGCAAUGUUGAGAUUAAAAAAUCUAGGAGAUACUCAAGUUAUGAUCCAUUUAUACUAGCUCAACAAGCAGAGCAAGUGUACUUUUCAUCUUAUCCCGAAGGGCAACAAGGUUGGUUGGCUGUUAUAAAGACCAAGGCACGUAAUACAAUCCUAUCUUCGGGAAAUAAGAAACCUGAUGAUGUUUAUCAAGAUGAUGAUGUAGAAACAAUCCCCGCAAUAAUUGCAAAUGAUGAUCUUGAGGAGAGUCUUGUGGAUAUCAGUGGUGUAGGAGAAGAAUUACCACCGAACCAAAUGGAGUUGGAGGAUCAAGAGGAAGAAGAUGAAGAUAUAGAAUACUCAUCAAGUAGUGAAGAAGAUGGAGAACUUAUAGAAGAAGAUGGAGACUUGAACUAA
This is a messenger RNA of Lotus japonicus, 3360 nucleotides long. RefSeq lists its product as uncharacterized. The record is from RefSeq and is a predicted model, not a curated record. Lineage: Eukaryota; Viridiplantae; Streptophyta; Magnoliopsida; Fabales; Fabaceae. The coding region runs from base 1 to 3360 and encodes 1119 amino acids. The transcript is spliced from 4 exons.